Marchantia polymorpha subsp. ruderalis is the source of this 4054-nucleotide messenger RNA. NCBI's taxonomy places the organism in Eukaryota, Viridiplantae, Streptophyta, Marchantiopsida, Marchantiales, Marchantiaceae. The record is from the annotation of a GenBank genome assembly.
AAGGCAGCGGAGGCGAAGUGAGGCGACGAGCCGCGCAGUCAUCCGGCGCGUAGCGUAACGGGUGAGACCCCAUGCAGAAUCAAACACCGAAAGAACUCGAAGUGAGCACGACGGCCGACUCUUUGUUUCCGGUGGGGCCCGCACGGUCCAACCGGGACGGAGUCAUGAGCCCAAUGCGUUCAUGCCUUCUUCUCCUUAGUGUGGGCCUUCGAUGCUUCCCUGCUUCGUUUUCUUGAUAAUGGUGACCAUCUUCCUGCGACGUAUUUCUAUCGUGUUCGUUGUUUGAUUUGUGGAGAGUGAUGAUCGUCCGUGUUUGUUUGUCGAGAGAAAUUUAGAUACUGUCAGUACUGUACCUUGACAACGGCGAUACCCGUCAUCUCUGGACUUCGAACCAGAGUUACGUAGAUCUUCAGCCUUUUGUUCCUUGCAAUUCUUCAUACUCUCCAAUUUAAUCGUGGGGAAAAUCAUGGGGGCUCCUUCGCACAUGCCAACAAGGACUAGGAUGCAUCGGUAGAGCAGCGAGACAAGUUUAAGCGACCUGUGACCAAUGCUUACUACGACGGUGAUCGGUUGUGAUUUCAAGAGCAGAUCAUGGUUUGAUGAAGGAAACCCUCCUACCACGGAACUUUCAAUUGCGUUCCUAUAUGUAACUCCACUUGACAGAAAUUCUUAUCCUUGAUCGUCUACGCCGUCACAUGGAUUCGAGACUUAUAUGUUAGUAAGUCGCUUGAGACCUAAACACGAGGAUAGAUUCAAAGUGGAUAGAUUCCUUCGCGAGUCAAGGAAAGCGCGAGUCGGAAGAAUACGUCAUUUCCAUUAGGUUGUAUGUACAGGGCCGGUUUGACCUGCGCACUGCUUCUCCUUCUUUUGAUGUCUAAAUACAAGACAAAACCCUUCAAUAGGAACAUUAAUGGAGUAAGUUAUGUCUGCUGUCUGUAGAAAUUCAAUGUCAUUCCGUUUAAUCAGCCAAUCUCUUCUGGAUUUCAGAAAGAAGUGCCCUCAUCACGACCUUAUUAGCUUGGAAUUCUUAGUUUGUCGGAUUACGUGUAUCGUUGAACACUGAAUUCCAGAGAGAAUACUUGUAGUGCGUGUUCCACAUGACCCAACUGUACCAGCAGCUUACCAAACACUAUGCUUGACGUUAGAUAUCGCGAACUGUCAAAGUGUGGCGAACUAAUUGUCUAGAAGAAGCUUAUAGAUUUUUUAACGUUCGCAUUUUGACCAUUGACGAGAAAAGUACAGAAAAGUCUCGAAGUACGUCAUCGUCCCGUUGAAAGACACCAUGCAUUCUUGGUGAAAAUAUGCUUUCACGUUUGCAGCAUUACACCCGCAAAUUCUGGUGAUAUCCACUCUCGCCGUAGAGAUAUUCGCAAGUGUACAGGUUUGCACAUUUCAGCUCCAAGGUUAUCUUGAAGUGGAGAAUCUUCGCUACGAUCAUGGACCGAUUCGGCAAGAGAAUUUUGAGGCGGAAAUAUUGGAAUUUUAUGUUGUUCUUCGGUUAUUGACAAUUAUCUUCGGUAAUCCACGGCUUAAGCAGUAACAUGUUACACCUGCUGAAUAAUAAUUCUCCGCAUGAUUCUCGUGUGCAGUGCUAGCUGCUUGAGCUUCCAUGUUGCAUGAUUCUGAUGUGAUCCAUAAGUUAUAAAGAUAUCGCAGCUUCGUAGUCCGUAAGAACUGUACAAAACCAACAUGAUAUAUUGGGGUGAUUGUGAAGGUAUCCACAAGAACUGUGCUGGAUGAGGGCAAAAGUAAUGAGUGCAGAUUCUCCUCAGCUGCUCGCCUUUAGAAUGAGUUCAACUGGUUCUGACCUUGAGCUGUUGAAGACUACAGUUUCAAGCAUGACUUAGAUGAGAAGGAUGCACAUGGCUUGGGAAGGCCCUAAAGGUAGCACAAGCGUCCAAAGUGGGCACCGAAUAAUGUAGCAACAAGUGUGGGAAGAUCCCAUCAAAUGUCGUUGAAAGCUCAAGCUGUCGCCUAGGAACAAUGUGUUAAACUUGAGUCAAUGGCCUCUGCGAAAUCAACCUGCCGUGCCAUAUCUUUUAAAGAAUGGAAAGUUCAUGAGGUAAUCUUAUUGUCGUAAACGCAAGUAUCGAAGUGCAGGUUGCUACCUUCCUGAGUAGCCAUUUGUUUCAGGUACCAAUUAGCUUCAUUCAGCGUACCGACCGUCAAUCCUUUAACAAUUCUUCUGGUGUCGUCCCCUACGAUGCAAAGAUAGAGCGCUACCGUUGAGCUGGAAUCCUUGACGAGGAUCAAGUGAGAAAUUUUCCUCGAAAGAGCUCCAUCCGUACAUUGUGUGGAGUUGUUGAUGGCGAUGGCGUCUGCAAGCCCUAGCGAGGUGAGCUGGUGGACGACUCCCGUUCUCCAGCACCGCAGCUAUAGGUCUAAGGUGAAACAUGAUCCGUUCAACUUGACCUCCACCAUAUCAGUUUGAAACCGCUCUUAUAUUGAACCAGCAGAACAAAAUCUGCAGCAUGGAAGAGGUGGGAGGAUCAGCAGCAACCACGAGUAUGCUCGAGCUUCCUGAAGAUGUGGUUGAAAACAUUCUAGGUCGACUUACUUUGCCCGCACUAACCCAGGUAGGAAUCGUGUGCAAGCAGUGGCAGCGCAUUUCAAGCUCGAUAGUCGAAUGUAGACAGUCUGCGUCAUAUUGUCUCGUUGCUUUUCCUGUUGGCAUGACGCCGGGUACCCGAGAGACCAAUUACUGGCCCACUGGGCAGAUAAGACUAGCCAUGUUUGAUCCUUUCGCUCGAUCGUGGCUUAAAGUCAAGCAUCCCUUCCCUCCGAUCGGGGCCUAUCCAUUUCAACCUCAACGUCGUCGUAUUGAUUGGGAUCUAUUUCUCGUACCAUCCACCGGGGGUUAUUCUGGAUUAGUGUGUUUUGUCAUUCCCAGCCACGCCCCAAGCACAGUUUUCCAUUACUGGAUUGGAAAUCCCAUCACAGGCAAAUGGGAGAACAUUCCUGGACCGAGAAAGCAGAGCUCGUAUAGGGAAAUCGCACAUCAAUUGGUGGUUUGUCCUCUCAGCAAGAGCUUCAAGAUCUUCAACUUCGCAAUCCAAGAAAGCGGGGUGCAUGAGUGGAAUUGCUGCGUCCAGAUAUACGAUUCCACAGGGAAGAAAUGGCGAUCUGCUCGUCAGCUGCUCAGCAUCCCUAAGUUUUCCUCCAUAAGAGUGGGUACUGCUUCUGCAACUGUAGUUUACCUCAUGCUCUUCAUGAACUACAACCAAGUGUGUGUGCCUCUUGCGGCCGGACAAACGCAAUGCUUCACCUAUUAUCGAGUCUUCCGGAUUGUUGGAUUUGACAUUCAGGACGAGCAAUGGCUUAGCGUCACACCCGAGUCUUCUUUUGAGUUCAUCGGAGACUAUUGCCAACAUGCUACUUGGGACUAUUGUCCCCAACUGAUUAUCAAGCCAGGCACCGAACAUCUCAGCAGCUCUUCCUCCUCCUGUCUGCAACUUGUGGCAGGAACAUAUGAGCCAUGUUCCUUCGAACCAUGUCAUGAGCAUUGUCAGGAGUGUGCAGGACAACAGCUUGCCGGUAAAAUUUGCAUUGCUGAGUAUGAGCAGGAAAGCACUACAUGGAAAAUCAAAAAGGAAUUGGAAUCAGAAGUAUAUUUGGCUGACUGCUCAGAGAAUCUCAUCAUCAAUAGUUGCUCAGAAGCUCGAGCUGGUUUCAUUUACUGUGCCCACAUGCGAGGAAGCUGGAAGUCUCCUUGCUUCUACAGCCCAGAGCGGACUAAACACCACCUGUCAGAUGACUCCUGGACUCAUCUACCUCCUCCUGGAUUCGGGGUUCCUGAGAAUAACUUGCUACGUAGGUUCACUUUGUGUCGUUUUUCGCCCAGAGUUGAUGUUUGAUUAGCAGCAUGGUUACUUCUGACCUUUUCUCCUGAUAGCUUACAUUCCCAGAGAGCUAACAUUGCAGGUAGAGUAUGAACAGUUUAGUGAUUAACACAUCAUGCACUGCUAAGUGUACUUUGUUCGUCUUUUUCUGGAGAGGGAUGCCGGAUCCGUCAUUUACAUCAAAAGGCAAACCUAAGUUGGGAGCUCUUCACCUG